Drosophila suzukii is the source of this 3144-nucleotide messenger RNA. RefSeq names its product Integrin alphaPS5 subunit (gene ItgaPS5). The record is from RefSeq and is a predicted model, not a curated record. Gene Ontology annotation, cellular component: integrin complex; external side of plasma membrane. Gene Ontology annotation, molecular function: integrin binding. Gene Ontology annotation, biological process: cell adhesion mediated by integrin; cell-matrix adhesion; cell-cell adhesion. Lineage: Eukaryota; Metazoa; Arthropoda; Insecta; Diptera; Drosophilidae.
AUGUCUCACCUAUUAUUGCUCGUCUUUCUUGCUUUAAAGUACCAGACCGAAGCUUUUAAUAUUUCACCUCAUGCAAAUCGGGUGAUAAACUUUCCAAAGCAUCUAAAAACCCACUUAAACCAAACGAGAAGCUCCUAUUUUGGAUUCUCGCUCGUCAUUCGGCCCACCAGCAUCUUUGUGGGCGCUCCUCGGGCCCAAACCACCUUGGAUUCGCAGAGGACGAUCGACGAGACUGGGGCGAUAUUCAGGUGCCCCCUGGAAAACGGAGAUUGCUUUCCGUACGUCCUGGACCCCCGAGGAAGUGUUGAUGGGACCUACGACAUCAGGAUCCUUCACUCGAAGCGCAAGGACUACCAGUGGCUGGGCGGAUCAAUGGACGGAGGUCCUUGGGACACGGAUAAGCUCCUCGUAUGUGCCCCCCGAUGCUACAACCCCCAGGACAUGAAUGGCCGUAUGCACGGAGUUUGCUACUGGGUGGAGGACACCAUGACCGAGCAGCCAGCUCCAAAAAGAGUAUAUACUAUCUGGCCACUCCACAUGGUAAACAAGCAGUUGAACCACGACAACAGUAGCUAUUUCUACAUGGGAGAAGUGGGACUCAGUGCCCACGUGACAGAUAAUAAUUCCCGGUUCCUGAUUGGUGCUCCAGGCAUAGACAAUUGGAAAGGUGGGGUGAUCCUUCACCAGCGAAAGAGGAAAUCCAUCCGUCGCAUAAUGCGAGAAAUAAAUCCGGAGGACUAUGAACCACUGAUCCUUGAAUCCGGUCCUUGGGGAGCGCAGCGCGAUUCGUACUUUGGCUAUGCCGUAAGCUCCGGAUAUUUUAGCAUCGGCAACCGGUCCACCCUCCUAUAUGUGGCCACUGCUCCCCAAGCCAACCACAGUUACGGAGAGGCCUAUAUCUUUGAUGUGUCGAGGAAAAACAUGCGUAAGCUCCAUGUGUUCAAGGGGAAGCAGUUAGGCGAAUACUUUGGCUACUCUGUUCUGGUGGAGGAUCUCAAUGGCGACGGAUUGGCCGACGUCGUCAUAUCGGCCCCUUUGCACGCUCGGGGGGAUUCCUAUGACAAUGGUGCAAUCUAUGUGUUUAUCAACAAAGGCUUGUUCAACUUCGAGCGGAAGAUUAUUUGGUCCCCAGCUGGCAGUAAGGGCCGUUUUGGAACCACUCUUUCGCGACUGGGCGACAUUAAUCACGACGGAUACAAUGACGUAGCAGUUGGAGCUCCCUUUGAAGGAAACGGAGUGGUUUUCAUCUACCUGGGCAGCGAACACGGUUUGCGGGAACAGCCGAGUCAGCGACUGGAUGCCCCUUCCCAGCAACCUUCAGAGUACGGUUCAUAUAUGUUCGGGCACGGUCUCUCCCGGGGAUCGGACAUAGAUGGGAAUGGAUUCAACGACCUGGCCAUCGGAGCCCCCAAUGCCGAGGUCUUGUAUCUUUACCGCACCUAUCCGGUGGUCAAAAUACAGGCCACAGUAAAGUCGGAAUCGCGAGAGAUCAAACCGGAUCAGGAUAAGGUUAAUAUCUUCGCCUGCUACCGACUGACAACCACAGCCAAGGCAAAGGCGGUGGAGCAGCAGGAGCUGAAUAUCCGUAUAACCAUAGACAAGAUGCUGGAGAGGGUUAAAUUCAUAGAGAGCCAGGGCAAUGAGAUAAGCUUCAAGGUGCUGGCAGGUCUCCAGGAGCAGUGCCGGGUCUUCGAGGUCAAUGUGCGGUACAGUGAAGAGAAUCUAUUCAAGCCCAUCGAUCUGGAAAUCUUUUAUGAACUUUCACAGAAGGUGCAAAACUUGGAGGAAUUCUGUAAAACCUGUGCGGUUGUCGAUCCAUCGGAGCCCAAAUCUUACACGGAGAAGAUCAGCUUUAUAACAGGUUGUGCCACUAAUGUCUGUGUCCCUGAUCUGCAGUUGAGGAGCAAGGAUGUUGUUCAUAGCUAUACUUUGGGCACCACAGACACCCUUCGUCUGAAUUACGAAGUCAUUAACCACGGAGAGACUGCCUACCUGCCCCAACUCAAAGUUACCAGCACCUUCCGCCUGCCCUUCGCUAAGGUUCCUGGAAACUGCAGGGUCAGGAAAGGGGUAAUGCUGUGUGAUCUGAAUGACGGACGACCUCUGGCCAAUGGUGACAGCGAUUCCCUCGCCAUCACGUUUGAUGUGAGCCAACUCAGUGGAGAUUUACUGACCAUCGAUGCAGCUGUUUUCAGCACGGGAGUCGACAAGAACUUCACGGACAACGAGGAGACCAACGAGAUCAUCUUAAGGGAGUUUACUGAGAUCGAUGCCAGUGGUGGUCCAGCAGACGGUCAAGUUGUUCUUAGCAAAUAUCCUUACUCCGCGGAAAUCAUAAAUAAUUACGAGAUCAAAAGCCAUGGACCCAGUACUAUACAAGAGCUAACACUAUUAUUUUUUAUACCCAUAUCUUUUAAUAUGGGUGGAGUAGAGAAACCCCUCUUUAACAUUUCCAGUCUUAAGAUGCAGGCCUCAUACGAAACCCGUUUGUUGCCCAUUAAGCUCUACGAUGUGAAUAAUACCCUGCUCACUGAGUACCCUUUGGAGGAAUCUUCUCAGGACCAUGAGAAUAAUGAGCUAACCACCACUUCCACGACUCGAAAGCGUAGGGAUCUCGAAGGACUGACCUUAGAUCAAGACAUCGAGAUCAACGACAAGGAUAAUCUUCCGAAAAAUCGCACUCUUGUGCUCAACUGCCGGGAUACCAACAAGACGAUCUGCGUCCGGUCAGAGAUGCGCUUCCGAUUUAGGCCAGAAAAGCCUGUUAACGUGAAUUUAAGCUUUAAAGUGGAUCUGAACUAUAUCCUGGAUCCAUUUGAGUACUUUGUCAUUCUGACCGAUCUUAAGUUUGUCAAACAGGGCGAUCCCGAAUCGAGUUCGUUUGUGAUUAAGCGAAAGAUCCAACCAAAUGUGAUAUACAAGAAUCUGGAUAAUGGAUUACCCAUCUGGUACAUAAUCUUAGCCGUAAUCGGUGGAUUGCUUCUGUUUGCUUUAAUAACCUAUGGUCUUCGCAAGCUUGGAUUCUUCAAACGAUUCAAGAGGGAAGAACUAAAAAGGCUGGUGGAGGAGAAGAACCUUAAAGAGGAAGACUCGCCACAGGAUCAGGACGAUCAACUAGAGGACAUCCAAAACGAUUUUAAUUAA